Postia placenta MAD-698-R-SB12 is the source of this 489-nucleotide messenger RNA. RefSeq lists its product as hypothetical. The record is from RefSeq and is a predicted model, not a curated record. Bases 1 to 489 code for a protein of 162 amino acids. Lineage: Eukaryota; Fungi; Basidiomycota; Agaricomycetes; Polyporales; Adustoporiaceae. The transcript has 4 exons.
AUGCAAUCGCAACAACAGGGUGCUCAAGCACGGGAUGCCGCUUAUCCCGCUGCAGUCCUAGCUACGUGGACUGCGAAUGCUCGCGGGAAAUUAGCCGGGAACAGGGUCAAUCGACGUGGGGGACACGGGCUGUUGAAGCAACUGGCAGCGAUAGACAUCAGCGCGGCACGCGGAUGCGGGACUGUCGGGCAGCGUGGCUACACUUUGGGCUGGACCAGAUGCGGGCUGUGCCAAAGGUGUCAUAGCAUAGGCGGCGGCAAAAAAACAGGCGCCACGCAACCUCCAGAAGUGCACCCAGUGUCUUGUCCCCGACGCGCGACGACGCUGACCGGGACAGCGCGUGCUCCUGCGAUGUGCCAGCGAGUUGGCGCGAAGCGUGCUGACCGAGCGGUACAGACGUUAUCUGCACCAGGGAUCCGCGCGCACAGGAUGGAGGCUGGUGGCAGGAUGGCGGCGCGCGAGGAGAGAACAAUGGGCGGGGAGACGUAG